AUGAGUUUAGGAGUCGAGAAUUCUUUGUUUUUUGGUCAGUCCAAUACAGUUCAGUUAGGGAGUUUCGGACCCAAAAGCCAAAAACAUAGGAUUCCGUCUAUUGCAUCUGUCCAAACCUCGGUUUUAAAUGGUUAUAUUGUACCCAGAAACAUAAAAAGUAAAAUCGACAAUCUUGGUAAAGUAAAGUUGAAUAAGGACUUUAUUUUGAGGUCAAAGGCAGUGUUGACUGUGGAUAAAGAGGUGGCUAUUGAAGGAAAUGGAGGAUUGAGCGGAGAGAGGAGUGAUUAUGAUGCAAUUGUUAUUGGGUCUGGUAUUGGUGGGUUGGUUGCAGCUACACAGUUGGCAGUGAAGGGAGCUAAAGUUUUGGUCUUGGAGAAGUAUGUGAUUCCUGGUGGGAGUUCUGGGUAUUACGAGAGGGAUGGAUAUACUUUUGAUGUUGGCUCUUCUGUUAUGUUCGGUUUCAGUGAUAAGGGCAACCUAAAUUUGAUAACACAAGCAUUGGCAGCGGUUGGUUGUGAAAUGGAGGUGAUUCCUGACCCAACUACUGUCCAUUUUCAUCUACCCAAUAACCUUUCUGUUCUAGUUCCCAGAGAGUACAGCGACUUCAUCUCAGAACUUACUGCUAAGUUUCCCCAUGAAAAGGAAGGGAUCAUUAAAUUCUAUGGUGAAUGCUGGAAGAUAUUCAAUGCCUUGAACUCUUUGGAACUGAGGUCACUAGAGGAGCCAAUCUACCUGUUUGGACAGUUCUUUCAGAAGCCUCUUGAAUGCUUGACACUGGCUUAUUAUCUGCCCCAAAACGCUGGAGACAUUGCUCGAAAGUACAUAAAGGAUCCUGAAUUGUUGUCUUUCAUUGACGCGGAGUGUUUCAUAGUGAGCACUGUUAACGCUUUGCGUACCCCAAUGAUCAAUGCUGGCAUGGUUCUUUGUGAUAGGCAUUUUGGAGGGAUCAACUACCCUGUUGGUGGAGUUGGUGGAAUUGCAAAGUCUUUGUCAAAAGGUCUGGUUGAUCAGGGCAGUGAAAUACUUUACAGGGCAAACGUGACCAAUAUCAUUCUUGAGCAUGGAAAGGCCGUAGGAGUAAGGCUUUCAGAUGGAAGGGAGUUCUUUGCCAAAACCAUAAUAUCAAAUGCUACUAGAUGGGAUACCUUUGGGAAGUUGUUAAAAGGAGAAACCAUUCCAAAAGAAGAAGAAAAUUUCCAAAAAGUUUAUAUUAAGGCUCCAUCUUUUCUUUCCAUUCACAUGGGUGUUAAAGCUGAGGUUCUACCACCAGAUACAGAUUGCCACCACUUUGUGCUUGAGGAUGACUGGGCAAGAUUAGAGGAACCUUAUGGAAGCAUAUUUCUAAGCAUUCCAACUGUUCUUGAUUCAUCAUUGGCUCCUGAAGGCCAUCAUAUACUGCACAUAUUUACAACAUCUUCCAUUGAAGACUGGGAGGGACUCUCGACAAAGGAAUAUGAGGCAAAGAAGAAAGUUGUGGCUGAUGAUAUUAUAAGCAGAUUGGAGAAGAAACUUUUUCCCGGGCUCAGGUCAUCAAUUACUUUCAUGGAGGUGGGUUCGCCCAAGACACACAGGCGGUACCUGGCUCGUGAUAAGGGUACUUAUGGACCAAUGCCACGCAGCACCCCUAAAGGUUUAUUGGGAAUGCCAUUUAAUACGACAGCUGUAGAUGGCCUUUACUGUGUUGGCGAUAGCUGCUUUCCAGGACAGGGUGUUAUAGCCGUAGCUUUUUCGGGAGUAAUGUGUGCUCAUCGAGUAGCUGCUGAUAUUGGCAUUGAGAAAAAGUCCCCUGUACUUGAUGCUGCUCUCCUCCGGCUUCUUGGUUGGUUAAGGACCUUAGCAUGA
Molecule: messenger RNA, 1842 nt
Organism: Dovyalis caffra
Lineage: Eukaryota; Viridiplantae; Streptophyta; Magnoliopsida; Malpighiales; Salicaceae
Source: the annotation of a GenBank genome assembly